Messenger RNA from Hyaloperonospora brassicae, 1980 nucleotides. NCBI's taxonomy places the organism in Eukaryota, Oomycota, Peronosporomycetes, Peronosporales, Peronosporaceae. The record is from the annotation of a GenBank genome assembly.
AUGCAAUCUCAGGCCACAGAUGGGACGUCGAGGCAGCGCGCGGUCGUCGGAUCCACACGAGUGAACGCCGACGCCACUGGGCCCGUCGACGCAUCUUUUCGUCCUCGCAGUGUCGCGUCCUAUUGCUCCCAAAGGCACUCGUUGCGCGGACUGUUGGCGCUCGUUGGCGUUCUUGUCGUUUGUGUGGUGUCGUUUCCACCGCACGUGCGUCUGAGAGCGGGUCAGUCGGUACAGCAAAGGGCGUCCGCUAUCUGGCGUCAACUAACGCGCUUCGAGGUCAAUCAGACCGAGUUGGACAAUGUGGAUACAGUGGCAGUGUCGUUCGCGUACGAGAUGCCACAGCCCCAGUUGUUUGAUGGCGACCAAGUGCGAGCGUACUGCGUGAGUGCAGCUGAUGAGCUCGCGCAUCGUGUGUUCACGGCAGAUGAGGCCAUGGAUGCCGUCGCGACAGGUGGCACAGGUUCGGGGGUUGUCACAGUUGGACCGCUGGUCAACAUGCGAUGUUCGUGGCUGCUCAGGUUUGUGACAGAACGGGGGAUAGUGCUGGGCGAGUCGACGCUACUGAGGUUCAAGCACGGUCCGACGCAGCCGUUACAAGUGCGGUUAGCCCUGACGCAAAAGAGCGACGAAAUGCGGGUCAAGUGGGUGAGCGACGAUGUCCCGAGGCCUGUCGUGUACUACGGUCAAGAGAAGGACAAGUUGAACCGACUUGCACGGGCUACACAGAGUAGCUACGAGGCACAAGACAUGUGCAGGGAACCAGCAACGCUCGUGGCUCCCACGCACUUUCGACACCCUGGCCAGAUUUUCGACGCAGUCAUGACGAACUUGGAAGCUGGCAAGCAGUAUUUUUACCAGGUUGGAGAUGAAAUGGGCAAGCUGAGUGAUGUGCACGAGUUUCGAAUGCCACCUGCUGUUGGAAGGAAUAGUGCUGCGACGGACGUGCAAGGCUCAAGUAUGAGCUUCUUCGUGUACGGAGAUAUGAACAAUCCGGCUAGCGCAACAGGUAACUUUGCCGAAGAUAGUGGCCGGUGUGGCACUACCAUGGCACUUGUGCGUGAGGAAAUGGAUCGAGCCGCUGCCGACCCAAGCAAACACAGGUACGUUGCCAUCAUGCACGUUGGAGAUUUGGCUUAUGCAAUGGGGUCUACCUACGUUUGGGAUCAGUUUGGCCAUCUGAUUGAGCCUGUCGCCGCUCGUCUACCCUAUAUGGUCAGCAUCGGCAACCACGACUAUGGCUACUUUGAAAACAAGAAUUUGACGGAGAGCACGGGGCCCCCUCAUUUGACACCCGAGGAGAAAGAAAAGCACGGACAAAAUUCCCGUGGCGAAUGUGGCGUUCCGUCCGAAAAACGUUUUCACAUGCCGGAUAAUGGCAACGGAAUAUAUUGGUACAGCUUCGACACAGGGCUCGCACACCACGCUGUGGUGAGUAGUGAGCACGAUGUCACGCGAGGCUCACACCUGCGCACGUGGCUUGUGAACGAUCUCAAGUCAGUGGAUCGUGCAAAGACACCGUGGGUCUUCUUGUACAUUCAUCGACCCAUGUAUUGCUCGGUCGUGUAUUCCGGGGACUAUAACCGGUCACUGCUGAUCCGUGAUGAGCUCGAGCAGGAGCUGGCCGAUUGCCAUGUCGACAUCGUGUUUACGGGUCAUUACCACUCGUACGAGCGCACUUGCGCCGUGUUUGGCGAUCGAUGUAUCGAUUCGACAGACGGAAAAGCGAUGGCACCAGUGCAUCUCAUGGUUGGUUCUGGGGGGUUUGAAGUGGAUAACACUGGGUACUACGAUGUAGAUUGGCGGGAACAAGGUUUCUUGGAAUACGGCCACGGACGCACGCAUAUUUAUAACUCGACGCACUUGCACUUCGAGUUUGUGUCGAAUGCCGAGAGAAGAGUCAAAGAUGAGACUUGGAUUGUAUCCACACAUGACUGGCCCAGCAAGCGUGAGCGGUUUGCCCCAAAACAAUUCCCAGCCUAG